Messenger RNA from Rotaria sordida, 621 nucleotides. Lineage: Eukaryota; Metazoa; Rotifera; Eurotatoria; Philodinida; Philodinidae. The record is from the annotation of a GenBank genome assembly.
AUGACAUGUAACGAAGUUAACUGCAUAAAUUUAUCCUGUGCUUUAUGUUAUGAUUGUCAACAAUCACUCUGUUUAAAUCAUAUUAUAAUACAUCAUGAUACUUUUGUUGAGCGUCAUUUAUCAUUCUAUGAAAUUCUUCAACAAUUAUAUCAUAAACUUCAUUCAAUGAGUAUUGAACAAUGUUAUCAUCAAGUAUUCGAACAAUUAUCAUUAAAUCAUACUUAUACGACAGAUACAAUUCUUCAUCUUCGUUCAAUACGUGAAGAACUUAUUGAACAAUUAAAUAAAUUUAAACAAAACCAAUUUAAUCAAUUAAAAAAAAUUAGUUUUAGACUUUAUGAUACAAAACAAAUAAUUGAUAAUGAUGAAGCAAAUGAUAUUAAAAUUAAAUUAGAACAAAUUCAAAAAUCAAUUAAUUCACUUGUUUAUGGUAUACAUUUAGAAAUGUCUAAAACAACAAAAAAUAUUCAAUGUCGAAAAAUUUUUCAUCAUAAAACACAAUCAUCAUCCGAUAUUAAAACAGAUUUAUUAUUACAAAAAAGUUCUAGUUGGACAAAUGGAUCUACUGAAAAUUAUUGGAAGAAAAAAAAUGAAUCAGAUGAACGUUUAUCAUUGUUUUGA